Messenger RNA from Lasiodiplodia theobromae, 381 nucleotides. RefSeq lists its product as uncharacterized. Bases 1 to 381 code for a protein of 126 amino acids. NCBI's taxonomy places the organism in Eukaryota, Fungi, Ascomycota, Dothideomycetes, Botryosphaeriales, Botryosphaeriaceae. The record is from RefSeq and is a predicted model, not a curated record. Gene Ontology annotation, molecular function: RNA-DNA hybrid ribonuclease activity; nucleic acid binding. The transcript has a single exon.
AUGUUCGGUCACCUCAAGACUAUGGCUAUCUUCAUUGACGGCACGUACUCCGACAACGGUACCCUGGCCAUCGACAGCCGAAUCCCGCGCGGUGGAUUCGCUUUCAUCUUUAAGCUCGGCAACGCCGCAGUGGUAUCGGGCACGCUAGAGCAGAGGGGCCAGGAGGGUACCGAGCACCCGCAUACCAGUAACCGCACGGAGCUGCGAGCCGUCAUCACAGCGCUAAGAUUUCGCUUCUGGUAUGGCGAGGACUGGGAGCGCGUCGUGCUCAUCACCGACUCGGAGUACGUGGGCACCCACGCAACGGCACGGCUACGCAAGUGGGCCGAGCGCGGCUGGAGGACAAGGAGCGGCCAGCCGGUCAAGAACCAGGAUCUCUAA